Molecule: messenger RNA, 4323 nt
Organism: Diaporthe batatas
Lineage: Eukaryota; Fungi; Ascomycota; Sordariomycetes; Diaporthales; Diaporthaceae
Exons: 2
Coding region: 2601-3851 (416 amino acids)
Biological process (GO): regulation of cyclin-dependent protein serine/threonine kinase activity
Cellular component (GO): cyclin-dependent protein kinase holoenzyme complex; nucleus
Molecular function (GO): protein kinase binding; cyclin-dependent protein serine/threonine kinase regulator activity
Source: RefSeq, a predicted model, not a curated record
UUGCGAUCCCCCACAGGGUACCAUCCCUUGUGUCCGUAAAUACCUACGGCGAUUGACCCUUUGUACAGAUCGAGUCGAGCCCUGGACUCCCUUCUGGGAUUCUGAGAUCUGGACUUUGAUCUAUCUCGCCCAGGAUUCCAGAGCCACCACCGAGUGCAGCGCAGACAGACGUACUACAUAGUACAAGAACAGCCGCAUCCAGACCAGGGAAUGCCAGGUUGCAACGCACCAGCCCCAACCGCCUGCAGUCCGCAUCCCGAAUACCACCUUGGCCCCGAAAAGCCUGAAAGCUAAGUAAAGUGCGUGGUACCCCUACGAGAGCGGGAACGUCAUCGGCAUCUGCAUUGCCUUUUCCAGAUCCAGCGCCCGACAGGCAUAGAUGCCCUUAUUUCGCAGCAAUCAACCUGCUUCAAAGGCCUUGUGCCCGCCCAGGGGUCGACGGUCCUCUGCUGUCCUCCUCGAGCCAACCAUUCUCGCAGCGCCACCCAGGUUGGGAGACGAACCAAGCUUGGCCUCGCAGCUGCGUCCUCCCACGAAGCGCUGCCAGCGAAUCAUUGGCCCCACCGGCUUGCAGCAUCCCGGGCCAGCGUCUCCUCUGACGAAGCGCUUCACCCAAUCUCUAGACGCCAGGCGGGACCGCGCCGUCGCCUGCGGAUCUCGAGUUCUGGAAAUAAUUCACUUUACCCGCGCGGGCUUGCACUCAUCAGUGCAUCCUGCGGCAGCGAGCCCGACACCCCUGCCCACGAGCUCGUGUAUUAAGCUGGCAGCGGACCCUGAAAACCGGCGAGGGAGCUCUUCUUGAAAGGCUCAUCUGUCCACGACAGCUUCCACCCAGGGUCGCAUUGCCCAAGCUCUCUUUCCUCGUUUAUCCCCUUUUUCAUUUCCUACGUUUCCUCCUACAUUCGACAAUUACUCCGCUGGACCGGACUUCUGCCGACAAUCUUCUCGUAAUUCAUCCUCAAGCCCCCUUCGUUUUUGGCAUUGUCCCCGGCGGGCAUUGAAGAAUAAUAGAGCACGGGGCACGCGAUCGCUCCUCGAAUUAGAAGUCUGACUCGCCCACUGGCCGGCGCUAUCGAAACUGCCGUCGACGCCAGCCCCAGCAGCCCCGGAUUCACCCCGCUAGACGGACCUGGGCCAGGAGCUCAUCCAAGUGAGAAAACACCAAGACUUCACUGUUCGGUCGAAACAUCAAACUUUUGAUCUGCUCCUCUUUUUUUGAGUGGCUGCUGCGGACUCGUUUGGGAGCAACCUUUCCCCCCCCUCGGUGCGGACCCGUUUUCGCAAUCGGCCUCAGCCACUCCAGCGACCGAGGUCAAGUUUGUCAAUACGACAAUCGCAGUUGCCACCACCCAGUUUCGCUCGUCGCUUCACCAGCAGCCCACCGUCGAUCGGCCGCCACACGACAACAGGCACACUGCAGGUCACAGGCCAAGCUCCCCGUCUCAGGACCACCUACAGAGUUUCGGCUGCUGUCAAACUCGCACAAGGGCCAUUUCAGAGCGUCCUGAGUGGACUUUGACCUCGCUGGACUGAGACAAGGCGCAAGACAGAGUGAGCACCUGAGAGCGAAUCGCUGCUUGAUCUACGGCCAGACCGUCUUGCAUUUCGAGUCAGGCCUGCUUUUCUCGUGGCCCCCUCUCUGGCAGCCCGUUGAGUGCGUUGAGCCAGUCACAGCGCCGUCUUUCCCUCCCUCUGCGCCUUGCCCCCGACGCGAUCGACCCGGCCUUCGCCAAGGUCCAGCCUGCACUACCAGAGCACCGGUGCUACAGCGUCCACAGAACAGAGCCCAGCCCAAAAAGCCUGAAAGCCAGAACGGUCGAUCGCUGACUAGGCCCAUCCCCCCUUCACACCACCUGUCACCCCACCGCGCCCACCGCCCACCCCUGCGCCCACCCUGCUGCAGGGCGCCGUACGUACCCAAGUACCGCCGGACCAGACUAUACCUCGGGAUCGCUCUUCCCUGUCGCCUGCCCCGACCACCCCAGGGAACCCCUGUGCACUCGCAUCAACCACCCCUCCCAUACUCAGCCUCGUGGGCCCAGCGAGUCGCACGUCACCCUCUGACGAACAAGCCGUACAAGCCCCAGCUCAGGAGGCCCAUCUACGCCUGACCCCAAGCGCCCCACCGGCCAAGGCCCAGGACAAGUCACUUCCGUUGCAACCCGCCUCAGGAAGCAGCUCACGCCCACAUCUUACAUCUCACUCUUUUUAAAGUCCCACACCGGACUUCACACCAAGAUACUCCGGCAACUUAGCCACAUGAAACUUUGCCGCACCUAGGCUUUUUUACCACGACCCUUGACUCGCAUCAGCUGGCACGGCAUUCAGUACUACCACACCGCACUUCGCCCAACACCCGCAUAAAUCCAUUACUGGGAAUAACAGCAACCGAAGAUCCUUUGACUGCUGACACCUUUUUUCCACGCUCCCAUUUUCCUGGCUCCUAUUUCCCCACCGGCACUCCCGUUCUCAAGAGCUUCCCAAGGAAAAUCCCCGAGCGUUCUCCUCUCCUCGCAGACCAAGGAGAAGACAAAGUGAAGCCUCUCCGCCAAGGGGCUACAGCUCACACAUUUCACACUCACAUCACAUCAAAGCUCACCAUGGCUUCACAAAUACGACAGUCGCAAGCAUCUUCGGCAUGCUCGACUCUCAGCAUCGACGAGCUCAACGCUGCCGCCCUGGACCACUUCAUCUACACGCCCGUAUCGAGGAGCAUGAUCUCAUAUCUCGCCUCUGCAGCAUGUAGCGUCAUCCAGUGCGACCCGAAAAUGAUGCCACCACCACCAACCACGGCGCCGCAGAACUCCAGAUUGCCACCCACGCCUCCAAAGACCCCGCCACCACGCGCUGUACCGGCAGAAGAUGCUGGACUGCCCACCCUUGAGGAAUUCAUUACGCAGCUCGUCGUCUCGUCAAACGUCCAGGUGCCGACGCUCAUGUCAACCCUGGUCUAUCUCAACCGCCUCCGGUCCCGCCUGCAACCCAUGGCAAAGGGUCUCCGCUGCACAACGCACAGGAUCUUCCUGGCCUCGCUAAUCCUGGCAGCAAAGUACCUGAACGACAGCUCGCCCAAGAACAAGCACUGGGCCAACUACUCGGUGAUGCCCUGUGCGGGCUUCUCUUUUGGAUUCUCACGGACCGAGGUCAACCUGAUGGAGAAGCAGCUGCUGUUCCUGCUGGACUGGGAUCUGCGCAUCACGGAGGAGGAUCUGUACCGCGAGUUGGACCCAUUCCUGGCUCCACUUCGAGAUGACGUGGCUGCACGCCACGAGCGCAGGCAGCGCAGGAAGGCAGCCCAGCAGGCCGCCGAGGAGGAGCGGAGGCGCAUCGAGGAGGAGGAAGCGGCGGCGGCAGCAUGGCUUGCGGCGCAGACUGCGAGCAAGAACAUCUACUCGACACCCCCGGCAACGCCCGAGUCCAGGUCUAGGUGCUCGUCUAGGCAGAUAAGGCAGGAGAGCCCAGACUCGCUCCCCGGCCUGAGCAGCAGCUACGGAUCGCGCAGCAUCCACAGCUCGCAUAGUUCUCACUCGUACGCGUCUUCGCUCUCGUCAUCGCGGGGCAGCGAGGCGACCACGCCGCUGUCUUCAGACGGCGAGGCGCCCUACAUCUACGACGGCAUGCUCCACACGGGCAGCCUUUACGACCCGCCCGUGGAGAUCGUCCUGGAGCAGCCCAAGCAACAGCCGAUGCUGAGCCGGCCCGCACCCGCACUGACAAAGCAGAGGUCGCUCCUCCCCUACGAGAUCAGCGCCGAGGAGCUGAGGGACCUGCAGGAGGGCGGCAGCCGGGUCAAGAGGAUGAGGGGCAUGCUCGGCCGUGUGUUCGGCGGCUCCAAUGCCACCGCACGGUAAUGGCAAUUCUGAGGGCAAUCAAAUUCAACCACGACUGUCUUUGCAGCGACACGAAUAGACGGCACACACAAAGCAUACAUAGGUGUUUAUGGCGGGAAGGAUCUGUGCUUUUCGUUCUUUUAAUGCGCUUCCGCAUGGCGUUUCAGGAGGGGAACUCUGGAUCACGGUACGAUCGACGACUACUUUUUCCUAAUAAUAUCACUGCUGGGGAGACCAGUGAUCACUCUGGAGCAAAAAGUGUGGAAUGUUUUCGGUCUUUUUUUUUUCAACCUUGCGCACGUGCAUGGGGCAGGGUAUGAGAGGGAGAUGUGAUGGUCAUAGCAUGAAGAGCGAGCAUGGGGGAAGAGAGAGAUGGAUGAUUGGAUUCGUGAUACCAUCUGCAUAGUUCUUUUGUCCAUCUUGAUGAGCCCAGGCAGAAUUCAUCAAUAUGAGAGACCAACAGCCAGACCACAAUUGGUCUCGGCGCAAACCA